Polypterus senegalus (gray bichir) is the source of this 540-nucleotide messenger RNA. Its product is annotated as E3 ubiquitin/ISG15 ligase TRIM25-like. The transcript has a single exon. The record is from RefSeq and is a predicted model, not a curated record. Lineage: Eukaryota; Metazoa; Chordata; Cladistia; Polypteriformes; Polypteridae. The annotation marks the transcript as partial.
GAUUCUCUCUGCCUGUUUCUCCUCAGACUGACGAUGGCUGAAGCCCAGCUGUGUGGAUUACAGGAUGAGGUCACCUGCUCGGUGUGUCUGGACACCCUGACUGACCCCGUCUCAAUCCCCUGUGGUCACAAUUUCUGUCUGAAGUGCCUCACGGACUGCUGGGAUCAGAGCCAAGAGUGCCACUGUCCUCAGUGCAGACACACCUUCACCACAAGGCCUGCUCUGAACAGAAACACUCUGCUGAAUGAAGUUGUCAAGAAAUUAAAGAAGAUGGGACUCACUCCUUCUCCACCUCAUUCUCAGAAUUCUGCUGGCCCUGGAGAUGUGGAGUGUGACGCCUGUACUGGGAAGAAGUUCAGAGCGGUGAAGUCCUGUUUAACCUGUAUGGCCUCCUACUGUCAGACUCACCUGCAGCCUCACUAUGAGAUAGCGGCCUGGAAGGGACACAAGCUGACUGAUCCUGAUGGAAAUCUGAAGGAGAAACUCUGUGUGAAACAUCAGAAAAGUCUGGAAAUAUUUUGCAAAACUGAUGAGACCUGU